Oncorhynchus tshawytscha (Chinook salmon) is the source of this 2413-nucleotide messenger RNA. It is a transcript of the gene pdia7, whose product is annotated as protein disulfide isomerase family A, member 7. Gene Ontology annotation, molecular function: protein disulfide isomerase activity. The record is from RefSeq and is a predicted model, not a curated record. The coding region runs from base 152 to 1633 and encodes 493 amino acids. Gene Ontology annotation, cellular component: endoplasmic reticulum; cell surface. Gene Ontology annotation, biological process: protein folding; response to endoplasmic reticulum stress. NCBI's taxonomy places the organism in Eukaryota, Metazoa, Chordata, Actinopteri, Salmoniformes, Salmonidae. The transcript is spliced from 12 exons.
CUAGACACACACAGAUGUUCUUGAUUACGUCACAGCUCUACUACACACUCCCACCCGGCAGUGAACUUGAAUGCAGAGCAGUGAGAGGUAGUGAAAAGCAGAGGAUAUCAGCUAUAGUAUAUCGCUGUUGGGAGCACUUAAUUCUGCUGCGAUGGGUACGUUGGGUCCAUUUCGCAUGUUCUUGCUUUUUGCGGUGGCUCAGCAGAACGUCUUUGUAGCCGCCAGCGACGUGCUCGAGCUCGGGGAUUCUGAUUUCGAUGACACGGUAGCAGAGUACGAGACUGUGUUGGUGGAGUUCUUCGCGCCUUGGUGUGGUCACUGCCAGCAACUAGCCCCAGAAUAUGAAACUGCAGCAACAAAACUAAAAGGGACAGUGUCUUUAGCUAAAGUAGACUGCACAGUGAACUCUGAGACGUGUGGACGUUUUGGGGUCAAUGGGUACCCCACACUCAAAAUUUUCCGCAAUGGAGAGGACUUUGCUGCUUAUGAUGGACCCAGAAGUGCAGAUGGCAUUGUGAGCUACAUGAAAAAACAGGCAGGUCCCAGUUCCGUUCCUCUGCACAAUGAGAGAGACCUAGAUGCAUUCGUCAACCAUUUUGAAGCCAGUGUGGUUGGUUUUUUCUCAAGUGCUGACAGCUCUCAGAUGGCUGAGUUUCUGAAGGCGUCUAGUGCCAUGAGAGACAGCCACCGCUUUGCCCACACUGCAGACCUGAGCCUGGGCCUCAAACACGGCGUGGAAUCAGACACGGUGGUGCUCUUUCGGCCCCCGCGACUCAACAGCAAGUUUGAGGACAGCUUGGUCAAGUCUGAUGAGGCUGUCUCGAUCGCCUCUCUCCGUCAAUUCAUCAGAGAUAAUGUGUUUGGGCUGUGCCCCCAUCUGACUGCUGAGAACAGAGAGAACAUGAGGGGACGGGACUUGCUGGUGGCCUACUACGACGUGGAUUACCUCCGCAACAUCAAGGGCACCAACUACUGGAGGAACAGGGUGAUGAAAGUGGCCACUCAGUUCCAGUCUCAGGGGCUGAAUUACGCUGUGGCCAACAGGGCUGAGUUCCAGGAAGAGCUGGAGGAGGAGUUUGGCCUGGGGACGUCCGACGGGGGAAAGCUGCCUCUCAUCACCAUCAGGAACCGGGAGGGCCACAAGUACAGCAUGCAGGAGGAGUUCACACGGGACGGGAAAUCCCUGGAGAGGUUCUUGGAGGACUACUUUGCUGGUAAACUGAAGAGGCAGGUCAAGUCAGAGGCUGCUCCCGAAAACAACGACGGCCCAGUCAAGGUGGUGGUGGCGGACAACUUUGAGGAGUUAGUGAACAACCCUUCCAAGGAUGUGCUGCUUGAGUUUUAUGCACCGUGGUGUGGACACUGCAAAAGCCUGGAGCCCAAAUACACAGAGCUUGGGGAACAGUUGUCCGCCAACACCCACAUUGUUAUAGCAAAGAUGGAUGCCACUGCUAACGACGUUCCUCCAACCUACGAUGUCCAGGGUUUCCCCACUAUUUUCUUCGUCCCAGCAGGACAGAAGGACCAGCCUCGGAAAUACGAGGGUGGCAGUGAGGUGAAUGAUUUCCUCAACUAUCUGAAGGAGGUGGCCACACAUCCCCUUAUCCUGGGCAAUGCCAGAGAAGACUUGUGAGAGCGCAAUGAAGAGAGAGAAGAAAGGGGGGGGUGGGCUUUACUUGGCUCAAUGUGCUCUAGCGACUCCUUGUGGCUGGUCGGGUGACUGCAGGCUGAAUGCAGUUGUCAGUUGAACGGUGUUUCCUCCGACACAUUGGUGUGGCUGGCUUCCGGGUUAAGCGGGCGGGUGUUAGGAAGUGUGUUUUGGUGGGUCAUGUUUCGGAGGAUGCAUGAUUCGACCUUCGCUUCCCGAGCCCGUUGGGGAGUUGCAGCGAUGAGGGAGAAAAAGGGGGUAAAAGGAACAGAGUUUGGGAAAUUCAGAUUUAGGGUGAAGACUACUGAAGCACUAUGGACAGGCUUAGAUUUCAGUUGGACUUUUAUGCCAAGCAUCUCACCUGCUCUUCUGGAGGAGAGGCAACCUUAAAGUUUGAAAUGUCCCCUCAUUGUACUGAAUUUAUCAUAUUGAACUCCAUUUGAUAUUUACUUACUAUAAUACACUCCAUAUCACUCUAUUUUGUUUUGUGUUACAUACACAAUAUAGCACAUCAUCCACAUAUUAGUACGUUUUAUUAGAGACAUCUCUGUAUUUGUUAUCAAAUUAGUGAUAUUUAUUGGUAUUAUUUAUUUUUCAUAGAAUGUAUAGUUACAUCAGCUAGCACCUCUUGAGAUUCAUGUUUUACAUCAAAUUUAACUAUUGAAAUCAUUUGAGAUGUCUUGCAUGAAAAGAGUUAUCAACUUGAAGAUUAGGCAAUGUCCAAUGCAUGGGUAUUAUUUGAUAAAUAAAAAAGACGUCACAGAA